Molecule: messenger RNA, 2994 nt
Organism: Schizosaccharomyces cryophilus OY26
Lineage: Eukaryota; Fungi; Ascomycota; Schizosaccharomycetes; Schizosaccharomycetales; Schizosaccharomycetaceae
Exons: 2
Coding region: 1-2865 (954 amino acids)
Biological process (GO): double-strand break repair via homologous recombination
Cellular component (GO): cytoplasm; RecQ family helicase-topoisomerase III complex; nucleus
Molecular function (GO): 3'-5' DNA helicase activity; nucleic acid binding; ATP binding
Source: RefSeq, a predicted model, not a curated record
AUGAAUGCGCCUUAUCGAAUUUUUCCAAGAGUGACUUAUGAGAAUAUUCAAAAGUCAUUGGGAUUUAGGAAUUAUCGUCACAUUGCCCACUACUUUAAGGAAAGAAAUAUCGAAGAAGAAGGGGUAAGAGAUUCGUUCUUUGACAUGCAAGCUGGUCAUGCACGAAGUACGGCUUUGUUAAUUUAUGGUCGCACUUCCGAUAAUUUGAAAAACUUGCCGGCGGAUUUUUUCACAAACUUUUUUCGGACAAGUUUUCGAUGGCAAGAGCUGUUAGAAAUCAAAGGAAAUAGCAGUGGUGGAUUCAUAAUUGAAACCUGCAAGCCACAAAACAAAAUUGACCAAUUAUUGGAAAAAAUUGACGAAAUAGAAAUGACGCAACAACGUUUGUUGUACGGCGACAAUUAUGAAAACACACAUGUCGUCGAAAAAGAUAUUCGUGGGCAAGGACAACAAGGUCAAGAGCUGAAUUUGAAUCAAGCAGCCGUUGCUAUUGUUCCAAGGACAAUGACAAGGAUUGGGACUGGGACUGGGACUGGGACUGGGAAUGAGGAACAGCAAUCGCAAAGUAACCCAAGUUUGUAUGCACCAUCGCCAUCACCAUCACCAUCUAUGUGUCCAUCUCAAUCGACGAUUCGACUUUGCGUGUAUGCUUUAUCAAAGUUUUAUGGUAAACCAUCAAAGUUUCGUUCUAUGGAGCAACUUCAGUCUGUCUAUUUUUCGUAUUUAAAACGUGUCAACUUGAUCUCGGUACUUGCAACAGGUUCAGGGAAAUCUCUGUCUUUUUUAUUGCCUGCCUUUAUUGAAAAGAAAAAGCGGACUGGACUUAUUACUGUCGUUUUGGUACCUCUCAUCUCUCUACGGCAGGAUAUGGCACGAAGAGCAAACGAGGCGAGAACUCUGGUUUGUUCUAAUGACUGGAAAGUAUAUAAGCGGACUCCGCCAGAUUCAUCUAAUCUACCGGAUAUGUUUAUUCUUUCUUAUGACUCGGCAUUGACGAACGAAGCACUGUGUUUUUUUGAGAGUCUGGCUGCCAAUGGACGGCUAGCCCGCAUUGUUAUUGAUGAGGCACAUAGUUUGUUGACAGAUGGCAGUUGGAGGCACGUGUUGUGGAAAGCGUCGAGAUUGUCUGGGAUUGCGGCGCCAAUUAUUCUUCUUAGCGCUACGUUUCCCCGUGAAUUAGAGGUUCGUGCUAGCGAGACGUUUUGUACGCAUUUUCAAGUAAUCAAAACAUUAACGGCUCGAAAAAACAUUCAUUACUUAUUAAAGCAGCUUGACAAGGAACACUUUUUAAGCGAUCUCCGCGACUUGAUGAUAAGAGCCAGAGUUUUCGAAGGAAAUGGCCGAGCAAUUAUAUUUUGCAGGACAAAGAAAAAUGUGGAGGAAUUGCGAGUAAAAAUAAACUCUUCAGAAAGGAUUGAAACUUGUGCCGUUUCGUAUACAGGAGAUAUGGCAGAGGAAGAACGAAAUAUAUAUUUCAAUAUGUUUACAGACUUGGAAAGCAAUGACAACCGUAUUAUGGUAGCCACGAAAGCUUUUGGGCUUGGUAUUGAUUACCCGGAAGUGCGUCUUGUAAUGCACUAUGGGUCACCUUCAACGUCUAUGGAUUUUGCUCAAGAAACAGGUCGUGCUGGAAGGGAUGGUAAAUUUUCGAUUGCUGCUAUGUUUUACAGCAAGUAUGAAGUGUCUACAUCAGCGUAUAUUGACGUUAGGAUGAAAAAUUUCGUUGAGGACAAGUCAAUGUGCGUUCGGUCGUUUUUAGCAAGUGAGAUGGAUGGUCAAUGCAGUGGCUGUGAUUUUAUGCCUGACUAUGUCGUUUGUUCUCGAUGUAACCCGGGAUUGCUGGAUGAAAGAGAAAAAGAAAGAGAAGAAGAGCAGCUCUCUGUUGAGAAGGACAAGGACAAGGAUAAGGACAAUGAUAAGGACAAUGAGACAUUGACACCGACACGGAAGAAGAUUAUUGCCAAUGGAUCACCACCCACACCGCAAAGUGCUUGUUCUUUAGAUGCUUUUUCUGCUGAUUCGAGGUUGAUGGAUUGCACAAUCUCAAAAGAUAACAAAGAGCGUGGUGGUAGUUUUAGUGAGAAUGCUGUUGAAGUAAUCUCAUGCAGCCAAUCUGGAUUGCCUGCUCGUGGUGGUAGUCAUGGUCAUGGUCAUUCAAAUAGAGUCACCCCAGUAAGUUCGACAAGCAAGACAGAUGUUUCUAGCAGCAAAUCAGGUCAUUCUGAAACAACUUUAUUCUCGUCGCCGACACUAUCGAAAAGCACUAACGUUAGAAAACGUUCGUUUCUAGAAACUCAUGGCGAUGGUGAUGAUGAUGAUAAUAAUUUGCACAAGAAGAAUCAACUGGGAUAUGAUAAUCGGUGCGAAGGUGUUAAAAGGCAUUGGAUGGCCAGUUUGUCAAAGCCAAGUUUGUUGGAAAAGUUUUUCAGAGAAUUUGGAAAGGAAUGCAUAUCGUGUUUUGUUGAACAAGGUGGAGACCGAUCUGUAAUACACAAGAAUACAUGCCCUUUAGAGGUAAAAAGAUGCUUUCGAUGCCGACAAAAAGAUCACACGAGAUUCAAGUGUCCGUAUGAUUUUCAGUUUUCGGGAGCUUGUUUGUAUUGUGGAUUGACGAAAUUUGAACAUUUAGAAGAGGAUUUCCCGGACAAGUCAAAGUGCAAAUCGUGGGCUAGGGGAAAACUUGGCAAAGUUGCUUUUUUUGCUUGGAGCAAUGCGAAUUAUAAGCAAGCGAUUGCUAAUGAAUUUCUAGAGGGGAAUUUGGAUGAUCAGAAUUUUUUUAACUUUAUUUGUCAGCCGAGUGGCGUGACAUCUGAAUUUGUGAAUGUUGUUUACUUUGUAGUGAGUGACAUUCUUAAUGCUCUUUGAGAGGAUUGAGACUUGGAUUUGAACUUGAACUUGAACUUGAACAUUUCAAACAUGCAGAGUGGAUCUAGAAAGUUUUAAAGAUUUUAUGAAACAACAUCAAAUGUGUUGGUGUUGGUGUUGAUGUUUAUG